Meira miltonrushii is the source of this 795-nucleotide messenger RNA. RefSeq names its product ClpP/crotonase. Bases 1 to 795 code for a protein of 264 amino acids. The transcript has a single exon. Gene Ontology annotation, biological process: fatty acid beta-oxidation. Gene Ontology annotation, cellular component: peroxisome. Lineage: Eukaryota; Fungi; Basidiomycota; Exobasidiomycetes; Exobasidiales; Brachybasidiaceae. Gene Ontology annotation, molecular function: delta(3)-delta(2)-enoyl-CoA isomerase activity; enoyl-CoA hydratase activity. The record is from RefSeq and is a predicted model, not a curated record.
AUGGCUUCUUAUCCAGUCUCCUUUCCGGCUGAUAAACCGGUUUUACGUUUAGACAGACUUCAAACAUCACCUUCAAUUUAUGUUUUACAUAUGCUUUCCGCAGAAACACCAGAUAAUAGACUUACAGUACACUUUCUUGAACAAUGGAUGGAAGCAUUAAAGUUUGUAGAAAAACAAUGGGAUCAAUCUGAUGAACAAAAAGCCGGAGCAGCUUUGGUUUCAACAGGUCUAACAGAUCCAAAAGCAAAAUUUUAUAGUAACGGAUUGGAUUUCGAGAAAGUUUUACAAGAUCCCGAAUUUUUCGAUAAACAUCUCAACCCAGUCUAUGAGAAACUUCUCACAUUUCCAAUCCCGACCGUUGCUGCAAUCGGUGGUCAUUGUUUCGCUGCGGGUUUUGGAUUGGUAAUGUCGCAUGAUUAUCGUGUGCAAAACGGUCAAAAAGGUUUCCUCUGUAUGAAUGAGAUUGAUUUUGGAGCUCAAAUACCGCCUGGAUUGUAUGCAGCUCUAAACAGUAAAAACUUACCAAGCAACGUCAUGCGAAAGAUGGUUUUGGAAGGUCAUCGAUUCGGAGCAAAAGAAGCGCAAGCAGAACGUAUUGUCGAUAUCAUCUCUCCUUCAGCAGACGAAAAGGUCGAAUCAGCACCGGCAAAAACGUUGGAAACAGCGAUCGAAUUGGCUAAGAAUUUCGCCAAAAAAGCAGGUGCAGAUGCUUAUCAAUCUAACAAAUUGGUCAUGUAUGCUCCUUAUUUGGCAACAUUGCGUGAACGAAACGAAGACGCAACUGCCCGUCUUUAG